This is a messenger RNA of Papaver somniferum (opium poppy), 381 nucleotides long. RefSeq lists its product as uncharacterized. The coding region runs from base 1 to 381 and encodes 126 amino acids. The record is from RefSeq and is a predicted model, not a curated record. The transcript has a single exon. Lineage: Eukaryota; Viridiplantae; Streptophyta; Magnoliopsida; Ranunculales; Papaveraceae.
AUGAAUGUCAAGCUCAGUCCUACUGAUGGAAAAGAUUUGCCUAAUCCAACCUUGUACCCUCAGCUUGUGGGCAGUCUCAACUAUUUGACUAUCACCGGGCCAGAUAUUAGUUACGUUGUUCAUGUCGUAAGUCAGUUCAUGGCUUCUCCUCGCACCUCUCAUUUUGCUGCAGUUCUUCGUAUUCUACGAUAUGUGAAGGGAACAUUGUAUCAAGGGUUGCACUUCUCCUCCAUAUCAGACUUUCCUCUCCGUGCUUACACUGACUCGGAUUGGGAUGGGGAUAUCAUUGACAGACGGUCAACAACAGGUUUAUUGUAUGUUCUUAGGCAACUCUCUUAUUUCUUGGAGAAGCAAGAAACAAACAGUUGUCUCUCGUUCUAG